AUGGCGGCGGCAGGGAAAAAGAUUUUCCGGUUCAUUUUCCGUUCAUUUUUCCCGACGCCACCACCAUCUUCGACCUGCCGCUUUCAACCAACUCCUCCUCCCGGCCGCUGUCAAGCUCCGGAUUUGUUGAAAUCAAUGGCAGAGUCGGAGCGAAGACAAUAUGCCUUUUCCAUCUAUCUGAUGCUGUUUCAAAUGUCUGUAGUGGGCGUGGCUUGGAAAACGUCGGCAGGUGAUAGGAUGAUGGAGUUUGCAGUUCUUCUCCUCCAGAAGACAGAGGUUGGUCCAAAGGAAGAUGAGCCCAACCCAUUUCGCUAA
Microthlaspi erraticum is the source of this 315-nucleotide messenger RNA. The record is from the annotation of a GenBank genome assembly. Lineage: Eukaryota; Viridiplantae; Streptophyta; Magnoliopsida; Brassicales; Brassicaceae.